CAUGCCAGUCCAAGCUCACUUUGUGAUUGCCAAUUGAACCCUCACUAUGUUUCAGAUGCAAGUUGUAAGUUUGUAAUCCAACCCUCCAUCAACUUCAUUCUGUUUCCUGCUUCGCUGGGUCGAUUCUCUUCUUGCCAAUGGAAUGUGAUCACUUCUGCGUUUCAUAGGGGGCAUAUAGUGUCCGUGUCGGCAUUACAUUUCACCAUGACUAUGGUUUGGAUUCUAUUUUCACUGGUUUUCUCUUUUGGGCUGCUCUCAACUGGUGUUGGCAUGAACAUUUCUUCAAGACCACCCGUUGUGCAUCUUGGAGCUAUUUUGACCCUGGAUUCUGUCAUAGGAAAAGUUGCAAAGGUUGCAAUAGAUGCUGCAGUGGAAGAUGUAAAUGCCAAUUACAGCAUUCUUCAUGGAGCAAAACUGGUCCUCAAGAUGCAGGAUUCCAACCAUAGUGGAUUUCUUGGUAUUGUUGAGGCUUUACAGUUCAUGGAGACCGGUAUCGUGGCCAUUAUAGGUCCUCAAUCUUCUGUUUUAGCUCAUGUGAUCUCUCAUGUGGCAAAUGAACUCCAAGUCCCUCUUGUAUCCUUUGCAGCGACUGACCCAACACUCUCUUCACUUCAAUACCCUUUUUUUGUGAGAGCAGUGCAAAAUGAUCUGUUCCAGAUGGCUGCAGUUGCUGAGAUUGUUGACCACUACAAUUGGAGAGAAGUAACUGCUAUCUUCAUUGAUGACGAUCAUGGGAGAAACGGAGUAGCUGCAUUAGGGGAUCAACUUGCUCAGAGAAAUUGUAAAAUCUCUUAUAAAGCAGCUAUGAGCCCUCAAACGGCCCAGGACGACAUUGCCAAGGUACUGGCUAAGGUAGAAAUGAUGGAGUCACGGGUUCUAAUUCUACACACUUAUCCUGAGUUGGGUCUCAAGGUAUUUGAUUUGGCCCAUAAUCUUGGAAUGACAGGAACUGGAUAUGUUUGGAUAGCUACCAGUUGGCUCUCUACCAUCUUAGAUACUAAUUUACCCCUCCCUUCAGUUUCCAUGAACUCGAUCCAAGGAGUUAUCACUUUGCGUGUGCAUACACCAGAAUCGGAACAGAAAAGAAAAUUUUUCUCUAGGUGGAGUAACUUGACCAGGGAAACUAAAAGUCGUCCUUUUGGGUUGAGUGUUUAUGGUCUAUAUGCAUAUGAUACUGUAUGGAUGGUAGCUCAUGCAAUUAAUGCAUUCUUUGAUCAGGGUGGGACUAUUGCAUUUUCCCAUGACCAGAGACUGAAGGAUGGGCAUGGAGGGAAUUUGCACCUUGAAGCAAUGAAAAUUUUUACAGAAGGGAAACUGUUUCUUAAGAACAUUUUGCAGAGCAAUCUUACAGGUUUAACUGGCCCUAUUCAGUUUACUUCGGAUGGUUCCCUCAUUCACCCUGCCUAUGAUAUCAUCAAUGUGAUUGGCUCUGGUUUCCAGAGGAUUGGGUACUGGUCUAACUAUUCUGGGUUAUCAGUUUUGCCUCCAGAAACGCUCUUCAUAAAGCCACCUAACCGUUUGAGUUCCAAUCAACAACUACAAAGUGUAGUCUGGCCUGGGCAAACAAUGAUCAGGCCUCGUGGGUGGGUUUUACCAAACAAUGGAAGGCAGUUAAGAAUAGGAGUCCCGAAUCGAGUUAGUUAUCGUGAAUUUGUCUCACAAGCGAAAGGCAGUGAUGUAUUUCACGGAUAUUGCAUAGAUGUGUUUACUGCUGCUCUAAACUUAUUACCAUAUGGUGUUCCAUAUAGAUUCAUCCCGUUUGGGGAUGGUCAUAAGAGCCCAAAUUACAAUGAUCUUGUCAAUUUGAUCGCAACAGAUUUCUUUGACGCUGCUAUAGGGGAUAUUGCAAUUGUCACAAGCCGUACAAGGAUUGUGGAUUUUACACAGCCAUAUAUGGAAUCUGGGCUAGUUGUGGUGGCACCUGCUACUGAGUCAAAAUCCAGUCAAUGGGCUUUCCUACAGCCAUUUACCCCAAUGAUGUGGUUUGUUACAGGUAUACUUUUUCUUGUUGUAGGAGCAGUGGUGUGGAUUUUGGAGCACAGAACAAAUGAUGAGUUCCGGGGCCCUCCUAAAAGGCAACUUAUCACCAUUCUAUGGUUUAGUUUCUCAACUAUGUUUUUCACCCAUAGAGAAAAUACUGUCAGCACACUUGGUCGCCUAGUGCUGUUCAUUUGGUUAUUCGUGGUUCUGAUAAUCAACUCUAGUUACACUGCCAGCUUGACUUCAAUCCUCACGGCGCAACAACUAUCUUCACCCAUCAAAGGGAUUGAAAGUUUGAUAGUAAGCAAUGAGCCCAUUGGCUUUGCACAGAGUUCUUAUGCUGAGAACUAUCUGAGUGAGAUACUUAACAUUCCCAAGUCAAGGCUUGUUCCUCUGGGUUCAGCAGCAGAAUAUGAGCGAGCUCUCCAAGCUGGUCCCAAUAAGGGUGGUGUUGCCGCUGUGGUUGAUGAGCGUGCAUAUGCUGAGCACUUCCUCUCAACUCGAUGCAAAUUCACAAUUGUAGGCCACGAGUUUACCAAUUUUGGAUGGGGAUUUGCCUUCCCGAAAGAUUCCCCCUUGGCAGUUGACAUGUCAACUGCCAUUCUGACACUGUCCGAGAAUGGAGAUCUCCAGAGGAUCCAUAACAAGUGGUUGACGAGAAGGGCCUGCAAUUCACAAGGGGCGAUGCUUGAAUCAGACCAGCUUCAACUUCGGAGCUUCUGGGGCCUCUAUGCCAUAUGUGGGUCAGCAUGCUUUCUGGCUCUCCUUGUAUACUUCAUAUUGAUGGUACGACAGUUCAGCCGGCAUUUCUGCGAAAAGCCCGAGUCUUCUGAUCAAUCUAAUUCACGGUCCACAUGCCUACGAACAUUCCUGUCAUUUGUUGAUGAGAAGGAAGAGACGAUAAAGAUCAGGUCUGAAGGAAGACGAUCGGAAAGGUCCUUACAUAGCAACAAAAAGGAAAAUGAAUCAACAAAUGUUUCCAAGAGAACGGAUGGGGAAAUAUGUUCAGAUGACAAUAUUUAUGAUGGCAAUUAGCUCAAUUAUUAGUUUUGCCAGACCACAAAGAUUUUAAAGAUUUUGUCAAUUCUCUUGUAGAUUCUGAGUAUGCAAUCCAAUUUGUACCCUGUUAUGAAAUUCCUGACUUGUACAACCAAAAAGGAGAAAAAAAAUCCUGACUGCAAGUUGCAAUUAAGUAGCAU
Messenger RNA from Telopea speciosissima, 3179 nucleotides. RefSeq names its product glutamate receptor 3.6-like. The coding region runs from base 205 to 3015 and encodes 936 amino acids. The record is from RefSeq and is a predicted model, not a curated record. The transcript has 7 exons. Gene Ontology annotation, molecular function: glutamate-gated receptor activity. Gene Ontology annotation, cellular component: plasma membrane. NCBI's taxonomy places the organism in Eukaryota, Viridiplantae, Streptophyta, Magnoliopsida, Proteales, Proteaceae.